Molecule: messenger RNA, 5207 nt
Organism: Salvelinus fontinalis (brook trout)
Lineage: Eukaryota; Metazoa; Chordata; Actinopteri; Salmoniformes; Salmonidae
Product: zinc finger protein 263
Exons: 4
Coding region: 84-1400 (438 amino acids)
Biological process (GO): regulation of transcription by RNA polymerase II
Cellular component (GO): nucleus
Molecular function (GO): RNA polymerase II cis-regulatory region sequence-specific DNA binding; DNA-binding transcription factor activity
Source: RefSeq, a predicted model, not a curated record
ACUACCAACAAACGAAGAGUAAAAUCACAACAUCAGCUGAGAGAGAGACGAGACAUUAUUCUGCACUAUUUUACGUCUUUAAAAUGACCAAACUGCAGCUGUUGAAUGCUUACCUGACAGAACGUUUAACGGUAGUGGUGCGGGAGAUUCUGGACGUGGUCGGGGACACAGUGGCCGAGUACCGAGAAGAGACGGCUAGGACGAAGAGAGAGAAUGAAAGCGCGAGGAGACAAAAUGAAAGCCUGCGGCGACAGCUUCGGGACAUCCUACUCUUGGCGGAGACAGACUGGCGAUCCACUAGCCUUUCUCUCUCUGGGCAGCAGCAGCUCUGUGAGCAAGAGUGGAGCUCCAGUCAGGAACAUGACCCAGAGCCCCUGCAGCAGACCCAGGUCAACAGACGAGGGCUACAGACACAGAGCCAGGAUGGGGGUCUCACAGAACCAAACCAGGGACACACUGAAACAGUCAGAGUAGAAGAGAAGCCCAGUUCAGGGGAGGCAAUCCCAAAGACCGAGCACAACUCAGACCCAGAACCAAAGGGUUUGGGAAACACCUCGUCCUUGGCCCCAUCUCCGUUCUCCUCCAAUGCCCACUGUGCCACAACAACUGGAGCAGCCAACGCUGAAAUGCCCGUCCUUAGGACAAAUGGAAAGACGUCCUCUCCCAUCGACCCAAUCCAGGGACGGAUCAAAAUGGAACCCAAGGAAUGUGAUGUCACACUGAACCUCACCAACCAUGAACCUCAAUCCAGUUCAGACUACACAGGUCGUCCUAUAACACUCCUACCCCACAACCAUGAACUCUCAGGCGAGACUGGCUUCAAAGACCUUCCAGAUAUGAACAUCUCAGAGCUCCAUAACACACCUGUACAUGACCAGCAAACAUAUGCAACAGAGCCUGGGCCCAAGGACAGGGUGUUGCCAUACAACGAGAGUAACAACUUCACCCCCGCCGACCACCAGGAGGGACGCCCACACCGCUGCACCCGAUGUGGGGAGAGUUUCAGCCAGGCGGCCAGCCUCCACCUCCACCUCCAGUACAAGAAGCCCUACGCCUGUGACUGGUGCUGUAAGUCCUUCGCCCAGUCGGCUGACCUGCGGCGCCACCACCGCAUCCACACGGGGGAGAGGCCCCACCGCUGCGCCUGGUGCUCCAAAAGCUUUACCCAGAGAGGCAACCUGAGACGGCACCUGAGGAUCCACACCGGUGAGAAACCCUACAGCUGCCCCUACUGCCACAGGACCUUCAGCGACGGAGACACCAUGAAGAAGCACAAACGGACUCACUCUGGGGAGAAACCCUAUCGCUGUGUCCAGUGUCCCAAGAGCUUCACUGUGGCCAGCGGCCUGCGGGUACACCUGAACACACACCUGACAGAUGCAGGGCAGCUCAUCACAUGAGGAGGUCAAUGUGCUAACUAAUCAGCUACUACUGAAUCGACUGCACCAUUUCAAACACAGGACGACAUGAAGGGUUUGUGAAACGUUGAAGUGUUUUAGCCAUAGAAAUAUUUCCUAAAUGUAUUUAUUGGGAUUAAUAAAAACAGUGCAGUAGAAAUCUAAUGGAUAAUGUCAUCGUGGCUGAUGUUUCCAGCUUGAUUGAAGAGUGUGUGUCUGUGAAAAUGAAUUAAAUCAGUCCAUCAUUUAAUUAUUUCUAAUCACAUUUCUAAUUCUGUAUUUCUUUUGUAUUAAAGUUGAACCCUCUUUCAGGUUGUUUAUUUCCAAAAGGAAGAUGCCAGAUGCUUGACUCACGUUACCUUCACUCAAUGUAUUUAUUAUAAUACUCGGUAAUAAGGGUGCAAACCCAACAUAUUUAAGUGGAAAAUCCCUUUAAUUUAAUCUCUUGCCUCCCCCUUUUCAUGAAUUACGGUAGCGUUUUUAUCACAUGACCAAGGAGAGUCAAAUAACCCGGAAGUGAAUGCUUUCGCGGAUAUUUUUACAAACAGUAUAGCUUGGGUCGUUAUUAGUAGGCUUUAAGUGGAUUUUAACAAAUAUUUUGGGCAGGCAAAAUUUCUAGAAAAUGGCUAAACUACAGCUUUUGAAUGCUUACCUCACCGAGCGGUUAAUGGUGGCUGUAGAUGAGAUACUGGAGGUGGUCGGGGGGACAGUGUCAGAAUUCGAGGAGGAGACUGCCCGGACGAAGAGAGAGAAUGAAGUCCUAAAACGAAGGUUACGAGAAGUUGGACUCGACACGGGAACGGAAUGUUUAGCAGUCUCGACCAGGCCUGUUUCUCUCUCUGUGUCUGGGCAGCACCAGUGGAGUUCCGACCAGGGUCCAGACCUUGAGUCUACACAGACCCAGAACCACAUGGUAAUGAGCCAGGAUGAGAUGCCUGCCACACAUAGCCAGCUACCCACAGACUGCACCGAGUGGAAGAGUCUGUGUAACUCUCCACGUACCAUGUCCUCACAACAGACCGAUACAUCAACUACCACCCCAGUAGUAGCUCCAUUGACUUCAGCGUCUGUGAAAAGGGACUUGGAUGAAGAAGACGACCAGCUUCUACUUCCCUCUGCAAAUCCCUUCAGCAGCACAUCAUGCCCCGUGGACAGAGUGGUUUUACACUAUAACUCUGAGAGCAUCAAAACAGAGCCUAGUGAUACUAGCCCUACUGACUUGGGCUCAGUAUCUGCUCAGUGUGGUGAACUAAACCCCAGUUCGGACCCUGGACCAGCCACUGUUGAAACCAGGUACAUUGUUUCAGACCUGAGCGCUGACCUGGAAUCAGUGGUUGCAGACAGCAGCAGGUAUGGUGCCUCCACUGCCUCGGGCGUCCCAACUGACCUGGUAUCAGCUAGUGCGGCCAUGAUCCCAGACGGCUUUUUCCGUCAGAUUGGCAGCGAUGGUUGUGUAACAACAGGGCCAGAACUAGACUUCGGGGACACCACCACCACCAGUACCGUAGGUCCCUUGACCUCCCUGUUCUAUCCGGGUCAAACCAGACGUCAACAACAAACAAAUAGAUCAACAAAUAGGGGUCAUCAACAAGUAAACAGGUCCACAAACAACAGGGGUCAACAACCAACAAACAACAGGGGGGAUCAGAAGUCCCACCCGUGCCCUCAGUGCGGUAAGAUAUUCAGUCACGUGUCACGCCUCAAGAUCCACCUCCGCAUUCACACAGGGGAGAAGCCGUACGUUUGUGCACUGUGUGGCAAGCGAUUUAACAACGAUGGCACACUGAGGAACCACCGGCGCGUUCACACAGAGCUGCGGUUGUACGGCUGCCCUGUCUGCGGCAUGAGCUUCAAGGACGCCUACACGUGUAGGAAGCACCAGCGCGUACAUAAUGGAAUGCGGCCUGCCGGUGGCGGGGCCCACACCUGCAGCUUGUGUGGCAAGGCUUUCAGUGAGGCAGCUAAGCUGACCAAACACAUCAGGACUCAUGUCUCAGACAUUGGAUGAGGGCAGUACAAUUUAUAAAGACUUUUUAUAGCAUACACAAAGGCUUUAUAAGCACUAUAUAAAUGCUUCACAAAUAAUCUAUAAGUGUAAGUGUAUUACAUUUACAUUUAAGUCAUUUAGCAGACGCUCUUAUCCAGAGCGACUUAGAAAUUGGAAAGUUCAUACAUAUUCAUCCUGGUCCCCCCAUGGGAAUUGAACCCUGGUCCCCCCGUGGGAAUUGAACCCUGGUCCCCCCGUGGGAAUUGAACCCACAACCCUGGCGUUGCAAGCGCCAUGCUCUACCAACUGAGCCACACGGGUAUGUCAUACAUGGUGUAUAAAGGGUGACAAAACAAUUCCCACUGUAGAGUUUAUUGCCAAAUGUAAGUUAAUACACUAUAGAUUAUGACAUAUGCUUAUAAUUUGUAAAGCAUUUAAAUAGUGUUAUAUAAAGCCUUUCUUGAUAAGUUUUUCUUUGCAACGGAGCUCCCGAGUGGCGCAUCCUUCUAAGGCACUUCACCCAAAGUGCAGCGGGGCGUCACUACAGCCUGACGUGACCCGGGAAUUCCAAGGGCAGUGCAUAAUUGGCCUAGCACUGUCCGGGUCAGGGGAUUCCUUGUCUUAACUUGCUCUAGCGUCUUCGCAUGGCGGACUGGGCGCCUGCAAGCUGACUAGGGUCGUCAAUUGAACGGUGUCCCCUCCAACACAUUGGUCCGGCUAACUUCCGGGUGUUUAUAAGAAGCAGCGUGUUUGUCCGAUCCUCACCUCUCCUGACCCCGUUGGGGAGUUGCCAUAAUGGGACACAAUUGGAUACCACAAAAUUCUUUCAUUUCUAAAUGGCAAAACAGAUAUAUAUGAAAAUCUCUAAUCCAAAAUGCUGGAGUAUAGAGACACAUUUUAUUUUAGCUUCACUGUCCAAAUACAUAUGGAGGGGUGUGUAUGACCAUGGCUGCACCGGCUUCAACGGGACAUGUCUUUGUGUACUCUGUCUGUGGCAGACGGUGUGCAUCCCGCAUCUGAUUAUAUAGUCAUCAGCGAUCCCACAAGGAGUAGUUGAAGUCAUCAUCAGAUGUGAUGGACUACUUUAAGCAAGCAGCAAGUGUGUGUAGACGUAUUCUUUUUUUUACUGUGCGUGUGUGUUUUACUUUACUGCAUUUGUGUUUGUGCACCAGCCCGUCCAAAGUGCAGCGGGUCCCAGUCUGUCAGUCUGUUACAGGGAGGUUAUUUACUUUUGCUGUGUUGUAGUAUUGAUCCACUUCCUGCUUGUGACUCAGGGGUUGGAGCCUACUGACCUUAGAGACUGCAGAGGAUGAACCAUAGGUUGAAGACACUGGUGUCAAACACAAUUCCUUGAGAGCCACAGUCAGUGUCUGCUUGUUUUUGAUCUUAAAAAAAAAAAAAAACGUUUUUAGGAUCUAGAUCUGCAAGAAAAACCGGGGUCAUGUUGACUUGGCAUAAAACGGAUAUUAACUGAAACUAUUUGAACUUGUCCAAUAAUAAACACUGAUUAAUUAAGUAAAAGGCAGGAACCAAAAUCCACUGACACUGCAGUGCAGAAUCUAAGGACUGGAGUUUUACUUGUGUGGUUUAGGAGUCCAAAACCACAUUCCUUACCCCAGGACACUUCAUAAGGUGACUAUCCAGGAAAAUGAGCCCCCCGUGUCUGCACUGAACAAAGGAUUUUAUUUAGAGAGACACAAACCGGCUUAGGAUGCCUUCAUUAGAGUCUCAUCAUGGUCUCUCAUAGCAAGUGCUCAGACUUUGACUUAUUGUGGCGCUGAUAGUUCAGAGCCUUAUGUACAAUAAAUGGGUUUAUUUUUAAA